UGUACCCGCACACCCGCACUGCACCUGCCUCUAUUACCGGCGAACGUACUCUACAUUAAAAAAAAACAAAACAUAUCUUCAUAAUGCUUCAUAUACUGGCAGUUAAAAAAAAAGCAAAAACAGUUUUCUUUUUUCAAAAGUGAUUUGAAAAAUAAAAAAAUGACGUUAAAAAUGAGGUGUAAAUAAAUAAAUAAAAAUAAAUAUUGAUGUAAUAAUAAGCGGGUAAGAUGGGGAGUGGGUAAUGAACAGCCAUGCCUUGGAACUGCUUGUGGGGAUACGAGCCUCCGCCGCCGACAUGCCGCGUGAGUGCUCCUCUUCAUCUCAUACUGAAGGAGGGAGUGGCGCAGGCGCACGCGUUCCGCAGCAAGUCUUUCCGCAAGCCGCGGCCCUGCCACUGGUGCCACCAGCCUGUCACCAACCAGGCGUCUUACUGCAGAGUGUGCAAAUAUGUCUGUCACACGACAUGUGAGAGCAAGGUGUCUGGCGCGGUGGAGCUGGCUGACCCAGCCAACGCUGCCCUGCUCGCUCAACUCCACAACUCGGACAGGGCACGGUUCUCGGAUACCAGUUGGCAGAUUCACCGAACAUGGGCGCGAAAUGGAGACCCGCUCCCGCUCUCGCCUCCGUCCGCUCGUGCGCCCGCGCCGCCGGUCACCACCGCCGCGCCCCAACUCCGGACAGAUCAAAAUGGCAUCUAUGACACCAUCACUCCGAGAGCGGUGAGCGCGCCUGCCACCCCCGCGACACCCCUCGCCCGGGACCAGAGUGGCUUGCGGUCGGCGAGCUACCCAGGGCCGGCAGGCGGGUCCCGGCUGGACCUGUGUUACGUGGCAGAGCGCAUGCUGGCGCUGCACCUGCCUGAGAGAGACGCGCAUGCCGAGGCGCAGGCUGCGCACAUGCUCUCCAACAAACAUGGCGAGCAUUUCAUGGUGUUUGAAGUAAGCAGCUGUGACGGCUCGGGUGACGGGCGUGUGGCUCGCGCGGUGUUCGGGCGCGCACGGUCCCUCGGCUGGUCGGGGGACCUCGCGCCGCCGUUAGAACGGCUCUGCGCUGCCUGCAAGCAUAUUGAGAGUUGGCUCGCCGCACAUCCUAAGAACGUCGCUAUUUUGCUUGCGUGGGGCAGUCGCGAGCGGCUCGGCGUGCUAGUGGCAGCGUACAUGCACUAUUCGGCGAUAUGCGGUGCGCCUGAGCACGCGCUCGAUCGCUACGCCAUGCGGCGGUACCUCGACGACCGGGUCCCCGUCUUCCAUCUGCCUUCGAAUAAACGAUACAUCGAUACAUUUGCGGGUCUGCUGGCGGGUCAGAUCCGCGUGAACGCGGCGCCGCUACACCUGACGCACGUCAGCGUGGCCGGCACGCUCGCCUCGCCCGCCACCCCCACUAUCGCCUUCCUCAAAAUCUAUGAGAACUUCGUCUGCGUCUACACUUCAGGCUUAUACAUGGUGAGCGGUGGCGGCUGGACGGUGGGCGUGGGCCGCCUGGCGCUGCGCGGCGAUGUGGUGGUGCGCGCGUACCGCCGCGCGGCGCACGCGCACCCUAGCUCGCAGUCGUCCGUGCCGCGCCGCCUCGUCUUCGCCUGUCAGUUCCACACCUGCGCCGUCGCCGACCACACGCUUUCCUUUACUAAGCAACAGCUCGACCACGCUGCGCACGACCCGGCGUUCCCGAACGACGGCGCAGUGGAGUUGGUGUUCGCGCGCGGUGAGGGCGCGGGCGGCGCGCCGCCGGCGCCGACCCCCGCCGCGCCGCUGCGGGCCGCGCCCGACGCGCUCGCACGCCAUGACUCGCUCGAGCACCUGCGACCGCUGUCCACGCUCACUGAUGAAGACCCUGGUGAAAAUAACGGCAGUGCGGAGGGUUCGGGGUCCGGAGGUGAGGCCGGGGAGAGCGGGGAGGCGGCGCACACGUUCGGCCCGCUGGACGGGUCCAUCUACGCGACGGUGGUGCGCGCGGGCGGCGGCGGGCCCGCGUCGCCGCUCAGCGCGUCCAUGGACUCCGGCAUCUCGUCGGCGGGCCGCCGCGCCGCGCCCAGCCCGCCCGACGAGCUGGACGCGCUGCUGGGCGACAUGCUGCGCACGGUGAGCGCGCUGCCGGACGCGCCCACCUCGCAGUCGAGCGCCGACCGCGCGCCUGACAUACCGUAUCACGCGCGCGCUGACUCCGCGCCUUUCACGUACGGCGCCCCGGGACUGCGGCCGGGCAUGCUGCGCGCGCCCAACCGCCUCGCCAGCCCUGAGCUGGUGCGGCGCGCGCUGGGUGGCGAUCGCUCCUACAAGCCCAUCGAGGACGACGACGACGAGCGCGCACCCACCCCCGACGCCGUCCGCACCCCGCUCUCCCCGCGCACCCUGCGCAAGCUCACACACGAGGAUGUCACCACCACUUCCACCGCCGCAACGACGCCCUCACCUCUCAGAAAUGGAAGAUGGUUAAACGGUGACGCGGAGUGGGUGGACCGGCCACCUAGCAGCACCAGAAAAGCAUUGCCCGAAAAUGGGACUUGGCGGUCAAACAGCAGUUUGGGGUGGCAAGAGAGUACCCGGUUACGAGAGCCGAGGAGGUCAGAGAGUGGCACUGAGAGCUCCGGGCUGACGUGGCUGCAGCGACAACAACAGAAGCUGCGGGAGAGGAAGGAGGCAAGAGAGAGGGUCGCGAGGCUUCCAUUAGAGUGGGACGCCCCUGCUUCCCGACACGUCAGACGCUCUGCCAGCCAUCGUGUGGAUGGCUACACGAGCGACACAACAGCGUUCGCGGACGACGAUGAGGACUUCAGCGUGCCACUGCAUGUCAACACGAGGACCACGCUUAGAAAUGACAGCAUCAGCCCACAAGCUCCCGACAGGACAUCCUCGAGGAAAUUCAUGUACGAGAAGAUGACAAUGCGCGAGUGGAGCGCCAGCAGCACCCCCGCCACCACGCCGGUGCCAGGCCUGCUGUCGCUGGCCGAGCCCUCAGACACUCGAAUCCGCGAGCGAUCGGAGAGCUGGUCGCGCGAGUCCCGUGCGGGCACGCCGGCGUUCCCCACGCACCCGCGCACGCCCUACCCGCCCACGCCUACGCCCUCGCUCAGCGCGCGCCCGCCGCGCUCGCCGCCCGUCACCAGAAAAGAGCGCGAAGGUAGCCCCGAGUCGGAGUACCGCGUGUACAACGGCAGCUGCGGCUCGCGGCGCUCCAGUCUUGGCGGCAGCGCGGAGCCCCACCACGUGGCCGACGACCGCGUGCGGUUCGCCAGAGACACCAGUCACUACUGGUACAAGCCCAACAUCUCCAGAGACGAUGCGGUAGCAGCACUCCAGCCUUUAGAAGAGGGCGCGUUUAUCGUGCGUGAUUCCAACUCGUUCCCGGGAGCUUUCGGGCUGGCGGUGCGCGCAGGCCCCGCCGGCGGAGUGCGACACUUCCUCGUGGAGCCCACGGCUAAAGGAGUGAGACUGCGAGGCUGCCCCGACGAGCCUGUUUUCAGCUCGCUGUCGGCCCUCGUCUACCAGCAUACCGUAACGCCGCUCGCUCUGCCCGUGCCUUUGAGGCUGCCUGACAGGGAUCCGUGGACGGGUGGCACUGCGAAUGCAGCGGCGCGUGCGCUGCUCGCGACGGGUGCUGCGUGCCACGUGCUGUUGCUCGGGUCUGAGAACACAGAGGCAUUGACCGGGCCUGCGGCUGUGAAGAGGGCCGUACAUAUUGUCUUGCAGAAGAAGGCUCCUGCCUGCGUGGUGCACUUCAAAGUGUUCGGCGGCGGCAUCACACUGACGGACUCCACACGGAAGCUGUUCUUCAGGCGGCACUACCCCGCCAACGGGGUCUCUUAUGCAGGGCUCGAUCCUGAUGAACGACGGUACACUUACGUCGACAAUGGCACGCAAACUGAGAAACGAGUGUUCGCGUUUGUGGCGCGCGCGUCAUUGGGCGCUGAUAACCAGUGCCACGUGUUCGCGGAGCUGGAGCCCGAGCAGCCCGCCACCGCCAUCGUCAACUUCGUCAACAAGGCUCUACUAGGCAAUUCCCAGAAACGGGACAUCAUUUGAAAAUGGUUCAUUGUUAGCGCAGAGCACGAGGACUCGAUCUGUUGUUGAAGCAAAUACUCAGUUCAACCCGUGCGUGACACGCAUGAGAUAGACAUGUUUAUUGUGAACAUAUAACACUUACUUCAUACGACUACUUAUUGCCUAACCAUUCUACGAAUAUGAUUUAAAAUAUGCGAAGAAAUUGAACUUGGUAAUUGUGAACUUUAAUGUUACUAUAAAUAAGUUAUAUUUUCAAAGAUUUCUUUCCAAUACGCUUCAUUUUCACCAAGUACAAUUCAUUAACCGUACGUGUGUUAACAUUAGGGUUAUUUACGCAAAGUAAUUGGAGUAUAAAUAUUAUAUUAAUAAUUUAGUUUAGGAAAACAACUAACUAGUCUCAUUAUUAAUUUAAUGAUAGUUUAGUGUAAUCAUGCGUGCCUAAUGUUAUAUAAGUUACUUUUAGACAGACAUAGAUACAAUAGUACAUUCAGUCCUGCCCGCCAUAUUGGUGUAAAAGUUCAGAAUAUAAGCAUUGUAAGAGUCAAUUACUCAGUACCUAUCUGAGGCCGUGAAGACCGAAUACAACGAAUAUGUCUUAAUAGGUACGUACCUAGAACAUUAAUAACAACACAAUAUAUAACUAUUGAAAAUAACAAGUUCUAAGGAUUUCAUUCCAGUAGGUAAUAAGUUUUUACUGGAAUAUGAAAUUACUAAGAUCACCAACCCACGAAAAUAUCAUGCACAACAUUUCAAUUACAAAAUGCAAAAAUCGCUUGUUAUAGUGUAGGUAAUUGAUGUAGUUGUAACAAAGCAUUGCCUUAGUACAACGAUCGAAGAGAAAUAUUAAAUGUUACGGGAAAUGUAUGGUUGAUGGCACCAGUUGUGGUAUAGUUUAUUUUGUGGUUUUAAGCCAUAGGAAACGCCUUAACAGUGAUCUAAAAUUUUAAUAGCUAUUUACAUUUAAAAAUAAGAUGGUAAUAGAAUAAACCCAGUUUAUGGCGAAAUUAUGUAACACAUUAUUGUAAUAAAUAACUGUUGUAAAAUGUAUUUAUUGGUUAUAUUAUUCAUUAAAAUAUUGACGAAUAAACA
Messenger RNA from Pectinophora gossypiella (pink bollworm), 5087 nucleotides. RefSeq names its product tensin (gene by). The coding region runs from base 252 to 4019 and encodes 1255 amino acids. The transcript has 23 exons. Lineage: Eukaryota; Metazoa; Arthropoda; Insecta; Lepidoptera; Gelechiidae. The record is from RefSeq and is a predicted model, not a curated record. Gene Ontology annotation, molecular function: protein binding.